This is a messenger RNA of Pestalotiopsis fici W106-1, 1251 nucleotides long. RefSeq lists its product as uncharacterized. The record is from RefSeq and is a predicted model, not a curated record. The coding region runs from base 1 to 1251 and encodes 416 amino acids. The transcript has 3 exons. Gene Ontology annotation, molecular function: 2 iron, 2 sulfur cluster binding; iron ion binding. Lineage: Eukaryota; Fungi; Ascomycota; Sordariomycetes; Amphisphaeriales; Sporocadaceae.
AUGCUCAACUACUUCGGUCUCAACAAAAAAGCCUCCGACCAGAGCCGGACACCACCUGCCGAGGAGGAAGAGCGCGCUCUACCAGCAUCAUGGUAUCGUUCUUCGGCCAUGUACGAGUUGGAGCGGCGUGCCAUUUUCUCUCGCAAGUGGAUUCUGGUCACACAUAGUCUGAGAUUCCAAAAGCCUGGCGACUAUGUUUCUUUUACCGAGGCUGGAUUUUCAUUUUUUCUCAUCAAGGACCGUGAAAACAACAUCAAUGGUUUCCACAACAUUUGUCGCCACCGCGCAUUUCCUGUUGUGACCCAAGACUGCGGCAGCGCCAGCAUACUCUCAUGCAGAUACCACGGCUGGUCGUAUGGCUUCAAGGGAAAUCUGGCCAAGGCCCCCCGAUUCGACACCGUAGCUGAUUUCGACAAGACUCAGCAUGCUCUGCUUCCCGUAAACGUCCACAUUGACGCCAAGGGCUUCAUUUGGGUGAACCUCCAAGCUGGAAAGCCCGACGUUGCCUGGGAAGAUGACUUUGAGGGUGUUGAUAUUCAACCUCGCCUGACGCACUUUGAUCUCAUGCGAGACUACCGAUAUGACCACUCGUGGUCCAUGGAAGGCGACUACAAUUGGAAAACGCUGGCCGAUAAUUACAAUGAAUGCUAUCAUUGUGCAACGGGUCACCCAGGGGUAGCCGCUGUUGCAGACCUGUCAGUCUACAGGGUCGAGACCAAAGGGGGUCACAUUCAGCAUUGGAACAGGAACAAGGAUGAAAGCGACACGACAAUGAUUGUCUGCAGCAGCUUCCUGUUUCCCAAUGCUUGUUUUACUGUAACUGCCGACUUCUUCUACAUGAUGCGCUGCAUACCAGUCAGCAGCGGGAAAACCAAGAUGGAGUACGACGUCUUCCGCCGCAACGACACAACAGAUGAGGACUUUGCUAGAAUCAAUGACUUUUAUAAGCAAGUUCUCCAAGAGGACAAAGAUCUCUGCAACGGCACGCAGAAGAACCUGGAAGCCGGCAUCUUCAUCAACGGACAGCUGCACCCUGAAAAGGAAAAGGGACCGCUAUUCUUCCAGAAAACCGUACGUGAGCUGGUCAUGGCACAUCGUAAGCACGAAGAAACAUUGGGCCAUGACGUGUGGCCUGCAUCGCCUCAGCCAACGCAGGCAAUGAAGACGGGGAAAUUCAUGGAGGAGGAUGCUUUCUGUAUGAAGUUGGACGCCGAGGCAUGCAAAGGUACAUUAGAGCAACUAUCGUGGUAG